Molecule: messenger RNA, 735 nt
Organism: Meyerozyma guilliermondii ATCC 6260
Lineage: Eukaryota; Fungi; Ascomycota; Pichiomycetes; Serinales; Debaryomycetaceae
Product: Golgi transport complex subunit
Exons: 1
Coding region: 1-735 (244 amino acids)
Biological process (GO): intra-Golgi vesicle-mediated transport; Golgi organization; protein transport
Cellular component (GO): COG complex; membrane
Source: RefSeq, a predicted model, not a curated record
AUGUCCUCGUUCCCAUAUCCUACUGCUGUUUCUAGGGACGAUUUUGCUCCGACGGAAGAAGAGUUUAAUGCUGAUGCUUUUUUGUACACCCACCAUCGAUAUGCGUCGUUGGAUUCUCUUUUAAAGGACUUGAAACGACUUUCUGACAGUCUCAAUGAUGAACUUUUAAAUCUUGUAAAUGUCAAUUACGCCGAAUUUAUCCGUUUAGGGAAGCUGAUAGACGGCGGGUUGGACGUGGUUAACAGUAUCCAGGUGGAAGUGAAGCGGUUUUCGAAACAACUUCAUGCUACAAAUGCAAAUUUGACAUCCUGUUCACAAACAGUCAAAGACCUUAUCGGUGCUCGCAAACGUCUUUUGUCGUUGAAAACAAGCAUUAAACUUUGUUCUGUGCUCAAUGACCAUGUAACAAACUUCCAGACCCUCUUGAACCUCGAUAUGGAUACUGCCAACGAUGAAAGUCUUCUUCAACAUUUGAAAAAUUUGACUUCACUUUAUCUUUCAUUUAGUCAUUUAUUUGGAGUGGUUCUGGAAACUCAUGGGGAUGUUGUAUUUGUUAACAAGAUUUUGCGGGACAAGAUCAUGUCGUGUAAAUUUGAGUUCAAUGCUUAUUUAGACGAGGUGUCGCAGAAUAAGCUCCGAGACCGGACCAAAUCCUCAGAAAUUAUUCUUGAACUUCUUAAUAUUUACAAGAUUACGGGUCGAGAGUCUAGCAUGACCAAGUUGGCGAAGCGGUGA